GUCCAGGCCGCCGCCCUGCAGCUUUUAGAUGCUUCUCUGCUGCAGCAGCUGAACAGAAUAAUUAGGUUGUUAAGGCUCUGGAGAGCCGAUCUGCACCAGGAGGAGGCGAUGAAGCUGCUUGAUUCCAGUGUUUUGUUCCUGUGGCUCAUCUAAAAACUGCAGGACAGCAGAGGACUGGAGUUUGAGAACCCGAGUCCUGAACCAAUCAGUAGCCGCUUUGAAGCGGCUCAGCCAAUGAGAACGCGGUCACCUUUAAUAUUGACCUCAACCCAAAGGUGGAGCUGUGACAUCACGCCAGGUGGACUGGUCACAUGACGUCAGGGCUAAUGCUGCGUUCACACCAAACGCGUCUGACGCUUCAGGUCGGACGAGCCGCUGUUUCCGCCGCCGGUCUCUGGACUAUGGCGGAUGAAAUUUAGAGACUAGCACCAAAAUAUGAAGCUCCUGACGGAGGUGACAGCUGAUGGAGGCACGCCGCGCGUUGGAGCCUCUUCCCUGUGAAACACUGAGUCUGGCUUUUAUUUACUGAAAUCAACAGAAUGUCGCGUGUUUGAAUUCUCCAGAUGAUUCAGAGGUUUCCUGAGUUUCACUUACUCGCUCUCGGUGUUAUUUACGUCAGCAGGACCCCAGCUACAGCCGCCACUACGUCACAUAGCAGAGUCUCUCUGAUUAGUUCCCGCUCCGCGUCCGUUGGCAAAUGUUCAGAUUUUCCAGCUCCAUCGUCAACCUCAAAACUCUUGAAACGCUUCAGCCGUCGCGCCCUGGACGACGUCGCGCCCUGGACGACGUCGCUGCUGACGCUCCAGGCGCACUUGGUGUGAGCAGCAUUAGCUCCGCCCACUCCCUCAUGUGGCGAUCCUGAUUUAAGGAGUUUGAUUUUAACCCAGAGUUAUGCCUGCAGGCGCGACCGGAAGGAAUGCUGACGUCAUCAUCAUCAUCACCUUCAUCAUCACCUUCAUCAGUCUCCAUGGUUCUCAUUCCUCAGUAGAGCCUGCAGUGCGCUGGGAGCCUCGGAGCUCUCCUUCCUGAUGGAGCCCAGGGACGUGAUUGCCGUCAGGGACCGCCCCCUGAUGUUGCACUGCCAGGUGGAGGGGGAGGGGCCCGUCAGCAUCACAUGGAGGCAUAAUGGGGUUCCCAUAGCAACCAGCGACAGGGCGACGGUGCUGGCCAACGGCACGCUGCUCCUCAGGAACUUUUCCAAGAGGCGAGAGAGCAAUGAGUCGGACGCCGGCGAAUACGACUGCGCGGCGCAGAACCGCUACGGGUUGCUUAUCAGCCGCAAGGCGCGGGCGCAGCUGGCCUCGCUCCCAAAGUUCCUGUCCCACCCACAGUCCCUGGCGGUGGACGAAGGGGGUGUGGCCAGACUCAGCUGCCAGGUGAACGGGAUUCCUGAGGCAAACAUCACCUGGCAGAAGGACCGCCUCCCUCUGAGCACCGCUGACCCCAGGUACACUCUGCUCCCCAACGGCGUCCUGCAGGUUACCGCAGUCCAGCGCUCCGACGCCGGCCUGUUCCGCUGCAUCGCCUCCAACAUCGCCAACACGCGCUACAGCCGUGAGGCCCAGCUGUCCGUCACCGUUGCAGGGUCCAGAACCUACAAGGAGCCUGUGAUCCUCUCUGGACCUCAGAACCUCACCAUCAAUAUCCACCAGACCGCCAUCUUGGAAUGCAUCGCAACAGGAAACCCACGCCCCAUUGUGUCCUGGAGUCGCCUUGACGGCCGGUCCAUCGGCGUGGAGGGCGUCCAGGUCCUGGGGACGGGGAACCUGAUGAUCUCGGAUGCGUCUCUGCAGCACUCCGGGGUCUACGUCUGCUCUGCCAACCGGCCUGGCAGCCGGUCCAGAAGAACUGCGCUGGGACGCCUCGUGGUGCAAGCUCCUCCAGAGUUCGUUCAGUGGCCGCAGUCCGUCUCCCGGCCAGCAGGGGGCAGCGCCGUCUUCAGCUGCACUGCCACCGGUGUCCCCCAGCCGCACCUCAUCUGGCUGAAGAACGGCAAGCUACUGGCGCCCAGCGCCAACGUCAAGCUCACCAACGCCAACACGACGCUGGCCAUCACGCGCAUCUCCACAGAGGAUGAGGCGAUCUACCAGUGCAUGGCAGAGAGCGGCGCGGCUACCACCCAGGCCAGCGCCCGACUGGCAGUGGCACCGGGGCCGGCGCUGCCCGAGGCACCCUCCGGGCUGCGCGCCACCGCCCUGAGCGCCGCUGGUUUACGGCUCACCUGGGACCGGCCCGACCCGCGGGACGCCUUGCGGGUCAUCGGAUAUGUGCUGCACAUCCGGAGACUGGGAGAACCCGACGGUGCCGAGCUGCAGGAGGCCGUGGACCAGAACACCUUCAGCCACGACGUCCAGAACCUGGAGGCCGCCACCAGCUACCACGUCUACCUGAAGGCGUACUCUGCUGAGGGCGGCAGCCCGCCGUCCGCCGCCGUCACCGCCACCACGCUGGGCGGAGUUCCCAGUACUCCCAGUUUCUUCACCAAGGUGCUGAACCAGACAGCCAUGCAGGUGUACUGGGAGCUGCCCAGUAAGCCAGGGAAGGUGGAGGGCUUCAGGCUGCAGUACCAUGGGGUCUCCAACCCCGACGUCCAGGGGCAGGAAGUCUUCCCAGGACACAUCAACACUCACACCAUUUCCAACCUGGAACCGGCGGCGGUUUAUGAGAUCCAGCUGGUGGCGUUCAACGGGAACGGAGACAGUCCGUCAGCUCGUCGCCUGGUGUCUCUGGCAGAGGGCGGAGCCUCAGCAGCAGCUGGUCAGAGCUGUAACUGCGACCACUCCGACCCGUCCAUGUCGACGCUGCUGGUCGGCGUUCACAGCGGCCUGGCCUGCGUCCUCUGCUGCCUGCUCUUCAUCCUGCUGGCAUACAGACGCAGUUUUAUCUGCAGGAAGAAGGGGAGCUGGGAGACUCCGGCCACCCUGAAAGGAGUGAGAGGGGCUAAAGGUCAAAGAGCACAGAGCGUUGAGCUGAGCCAGGUGAGGAGAACACCUGAACGAUUAGCUUCAGACCUGGUCACCAUCAUUCAACUGAAUCCAACCAGCCAAUCACAACCCAGCUCUGGCAGAAACAUGCGCUGAUCUUCAUAUUUCCCAUCAGCCAAUAGAAUUUCAGGAUGACCACCAUUUUUCAACAUGGCUGCCAUUUAUUUGAGCCUCUUGAUCCAGUUAUUGCCAUAAAAUGUUUCCCAUUUUCAUGACUUGCAUGAAUUUAUGUCACAUCUCGUUUUAGUCGUCUGGUUCAUGAAACGUUAAAGUGAUAAAAUGCAGCAGAAUCGGAGGACUCUGCUGUUAGCGAGUCUCAGACCAGGAAGGAGAAGAAGAAGAAGAGAGACCGACUUCUUAACGUUAGCGUUAGCUUCUGCUAAGAUUUUAAGAUUUCAAAUGUGCUUAGUGGCUUCACGUUGGCGUCUUCUAAUAAUUUGUAUGUGUUUGGUGGUUUAGCAUUAGCUUCAGCUAUAAUAUGUGUUCAGUUCUGCUGAUGGUUCCGAUCAGACCAAGUUAAUCAUCACCUUUUGUUCCACCUGCAGAGAUGUGACUCCACCCCUUCUCCAGUGACCAUUAUGGUCGAGUCGAGUCGAUCUGCUGAAUCUGGAACUGG
Molecule: messenger RNA, 3600 nt
Organism: Poecilia latipinna (sailfin molly)
Lineage: Eukaryota; Metazoa; Chordata; Actinopteri; Cyprinodontiformes; Poeciliidae
Product: immunoglobulin superfamily DCC subclass member 3-like
Exons: 13
Coding region: 1029-3080 (683 amino acids)
Biological process (GO): cell-cell adhesion
Molecular function (GO): protein binding
Source: RefSeq, a predicted model, not a curated record